Molecule: messenger RNA, 5220 nt
Organism: Boleophthalmus pectinirostris (great blue-spotted mudskipper)
Lineage: Eukaryota; Metazoa; Chordata; Actinopteri; Gobiiformes; Gobiidae
Gene: dusp8a
Product: dual specificity phosphatase 8a
Exons: 8
Coding region: 610-2607 (665 amino acids)
Biological process (GO): protein dephosphorylation; negative regulation of MAPK cascade
Cellular component (GO): cytoplasm
Molecular function (GO): MAP kinase tyrosine/serine/threonine phosphatase activity; protein tyrosine/threonine phosphatase activity
Source: RefSeq, a predicted model, not a curated record
CAUGAAAGUGCCAAUGUGCAGCUUCAAUAACAGCCGCGUUUAUGGCUUGUGUAAAAUAGAUUAAACAUUCAAAGCAGGUUCAAAGAAAACAGAAUUAACUCCCUGUCUCCAUUUACGAUCUUUACGUUGACUGAGCGUGUUUUUUUUUUUCUUUUUUCUUUUUUCUUUUUGUUUUUCCUGGCGCUGUCACACGCUGUCAGCUGUAGCCCCCCCUUUGACAGGUAAACACGCCAGAACAGCGCCACGAAGAUUUUUUUUUUUUUUUUGGCGCAAAUGUCCGGCGUGUGAAUGACAAGGCGUCCGCGCGGAGCUUCCGCCUUUAAACAGGUGCAGCAGUUGUUGUCUGGGCAUUCCCAUUUUGAUACAUGACUCCGGAGUUUCCUGCCGCAUCACGGGGAAUAUUGAUCUCCAGAAAACUCCAGCCUAAAAUGAUCGAGGCGCUGCUGAUUACGAGGGAAAUGAACGUGGCUUCAGUACAUGCUGUUUUACGUAAGAUUUAAAGGCACCAUGGAUCUUCCUCUACUUCUUCUUCUACUCCUCUGACAACUCCUGCUCCUCUUCCUCUCGUCUUUUUUCGCCUGUCUGAACACGUUUUGCAUCCUCAUCAUCAUGGCGGGUGGCGAUAAAGGUCCGGCCAAACGCAGCUCCAUGGACAUAAAGCGUCUGGCGAGUCUGAUCCAGAGGGGGGCCGGGAGGCUGCUCGUGAUUGACAGCAGGACCUUCUCUGAGUACAAUGCGUCGCACGUGCAGGGGGCCCUCAACGUCUGCUGCUCCAAACUGGUGAAGAGGCGGCUGCAGCAGGACAAGGUCUCUGUCACGGAGCUGCUCCAGCCCAACGGGAAGGUCAAGGUGGAGCUGGGCAGGAAGCAGGAAGUGGUGGUUUAUGAUCAGAGCUCCAAAGAGGCUGGGCACCUGUCCAAAGACGGCUUUGUGCAGAUCCUCAUGGGGAAACUCGAGGGCACCUUCCACAAAGUGUCUCUGCUCACAGGAGGAUUUGCUGCAUUCUCCUCUUGUUUCCCGGGUCUGUGUGAGGGGAAGCCUGCCACUGCUCUGCCCAUGAGCCUGUCCCAGCCCUGUCUGCCAGUGGCCAAUGUGGGGCCCACUCGCAUCCUGCCACACCUGUACCUGGGCUCACAGAAGGACGUCCUCAACAAGGAUCUUAUGGCUCAGAAUGGUAUCACCUACGUACUGAAUGCUAGUAACACCUGCCCCAAGCCAGACUUCAUCAGCGAGAGCCAUUUUAUGCGCAUCCCAGUCAAUGAUAACUACUGUGAGAAACUACUUCCCUGGCUGGAGAAGACCAAUGAAUUCAUCGACAAAGCCAAGGUGUCGAACUGCAGAGUCAUUGUGCACUGCCUGGCAGGAAUCUCACGUUCAGCGACCAUCGCCAUUGCAUACAUCAUGAAGACAAUGGGCUUGUCAUCAGACGAUGCCUACAGGUUUGUGAAGGACAGAAGGCCGUCCAUCUCUCCCAACUUUAACUUCCUGGGUCAGCUGCUGGAGUUUGAGAAGGGGCUUCGUCUUCUUCAGGCCCUGACCUCAAACUCCGAUGCUGAGAAUGCUGAGAGCAGCAGUAAGCAGCACUCGGAGGUUAAUGGGGUCGGCACAUGUUUGGAAAUGAAUGGACACAGCAGUUAUGACUCAUCUGUGGCAGAGCCGCAGAUUCCUUCAGAGCCGAAGCUCCCGUCGCCCACGACACUUCAGCAGGGCUUUAAUGGCCUGCACCUCUCUGCAGAGAGGAUCAUGGACACAAACCGCCUCAAACGCUCCUUUUCUCUGGACAUUAAAUCUGUGUACUCCCCCAGCAGUCCGCACUGUCCCACUUUGGCACCCACACAUUGUGAGGACGUCCCUAAGCUGUGCAAACUGGACAGUCCCAGUUCUAACAGCGUCUGCUCCCAGUCUCCCGUCCAGGACAGCCCCAGCUCGUCUGACUCGCCGUUCCCCUCUCCAGGCAGCGGGGGCAGCAUUGGGGGGCUGGGUCAUGGGAGUCCUGAUGGAGUCCAUCGAUCCAGGCCCCGAAGGAAAGUUCACUCACAGCCACAGCACCCUCCCCAGACCCUCAGCCUGUCCCUGGACAACCACACCGCCUGUGGGGAGGAGAGCCUGAAGGGGUCACUUUUACUGUCCCUGCCCUCUCUGCCCAACGUGGGGUCUGGGGCCAUGUGGACCAAACACAGAGACACUGUCCAAGCCACUACUCCAGUCACUCCAGUCACCCCCACCACAGACGCCCCCUGGCACUUUGGGGCAGUUGAGGGGGGAGACAUGGACCUGGGAGUGAACGGGACAUCAGAGGAGUCAACACUGAGGUUAGGGAGCAGUUCGGCCUAUGUGGCGUUCGGGUGCAGUGAAGGAGCCCGGUUACGUGAUAAAUCCCAAAGGGAGAAGCCCCCUACAGGACAAACGGGGCAGUCACAGAGAGACCACCGGGACAUCACGUCUAACGGUGCCAACACCACCGGGUCGGACAAACAGUUCAAACGCCGCAGCUGUCAGAUGGAGUUUGAGGAUGGCAUUUCCGAAACGCGGUCCAGGGAAGAACUGGGCAAAAUCGGAAAGCAGUCGAGUUUUUCGGGCAGCAUGGAAAUCAUUGAGGUCUCCUGACAGAUAAUGGACAUGAGCUCGAUCGUCCCAGUGGGGCAACAAUGGACCUAGAAGGAAUGCACAAAGACAAAAAAGAAGGGAAACAGACUUUGAUGUGCUCCCUUCAUCGUCAGUGUUAAGACUUAUGUGACAAAACUGAACUAGCAUUUGCACCAGGAUUACAGACAGAGCCUACGGGAUGGUGCAUUGCAGACCUGGGGGAAAAAAUGGAGAAACGGGGGUAACAGAAGGUACGGAAUCAUUAAAUGGGUGAAAAAAAGAACUGAAACAGGCCAAGUGUUGUGUUGCAUCCCUAAUUCACUAUAUGGAGAUUUCCUGUUAUGACAGACUGAACCUGCUUGCCUGUGGUCUACUGUAAUGUGGGUGUUUAGCUUGUGAUCUGAACCCGAUCUGUUUUUCCUUUUCAAAGCUUCACCCUGAAAACAUUAUCGCACGGCUACAUCCAACCCCCCCCCGCUGUGAGCUCUGUAACAUCCACAAUGACAGUCUAAGUGUACCACCACAGCACAAGUCUAUCAGCAUGGACAUCCUCUCUCAACGGUACAGCGUCAAAACAAUGAAGGAUUUUUUGAGACUGUUGACAGCGGACUACGUUCUCCCUUAAAGCACAGACUUAAACCCCUCGUAUCAGUGUUAACCAUGAGAAGAUUUGAGACGGACCCUCCCAUUACCCCCUCUCAUUCCACCUAUGGUCACCACUGAGCAUGCACCAAAAAGGCUGACAACAGACCGACAAAUACUAUAUAUAUACAAUAUGAAUAUAUAUGGCAAUUUUAAUGGACUCCUAAUAGACUUUUUGUUCAGUUAUAGUUUAAUUUAUUGUAUUGGUUCAUUCUGGUAAUGAGAAAUAAUAUAAUGUUUUGUGGAUUUUCAUUUUCUUUUGUUGAAUUAUUAUUAUUAUUAUUUGCUGUAUGGUAUUUAUGAACACACAGUGAUACAAGUACACACAUCCAAUAAGCAAUAUGUGCUGUUCCUUCUUCGGGAGAGUGAAUUACGGCUUUGAAAUGCACUUUUCCGCUUUCUAUGACAAAGUCCAAUCACUAUUAACAAAAGCCAAGUGUGGAAGCUAGAAUAUAGUCAGUGUUUUGGUGGUAGAAUGGCUCCAGUAGUACCAUUUUUUUCAUGUGAAUAAGUAUCCCAGCUGGGCUCACGCAUUAAAUGAAGAGACUGUUCUGAUUGUAUGCAAAGAAAGUCGGAGUCGCUGUACUGUAUACGCGCUCUGAGCUCAUUUACUCAAUUUUUAAAUCACAAGUUGCCAUUUUUAAAGCUUGCAUAACAACAGGUAUAUGCAACCAGCGGUGCAGACUGUCGCCACAGAACAGAGCCAGCACCUGUUCGCCAUAGAUUCAAAGCUUCCACCAAAGCUUCUGACAGGCUCACACUCAAAUCUAUACAACUGUAAGCACUUCUACAUGUACUCGGCCCCACACACGCCCUUCUUUUCAUUCUCAGGGGAUCUUUCAGUGAGCCAAGCCCAGUGCAGGGUACAGCAGCACAAUACAUGUCCAUAAAGCUCCUUCACUCUCCUCUUCUAUUUCGAUUCGUAUUUGGGCCUGUCACGAUAAUUACCGCCGCUAAAUACUACUACUAGAGGCGUUUUUGGGCAUCGAUUGGCACGUCGGGGGUGUUCUGUCGUGCGUUUCUAUCGGCAGAACGUGCGGCGGUCACCAUGGCGACACAACGCGCCAGUUUUGAGAUAAGAAAAUGGAUUUUAAACGACACAUUUAGGUGAAUCAAAUCAGCUUUUUCGCUUCAGAUUGUGUCCAAACAAAACUCUGAAACUCAGAGUACAGUCCAAAGUCUUGAGUGUCAGAACUUUAGACGGAGUAGUGCUUCCAGAUAGCGUCACACCCCCAGAAAAUGCUGACGAUUUAUUUAUCUUGAGUACUUUUUUCUUUGUACAAGUGGGAAUUUUUGGGUUUUUUUUCAGCAAUAUGAGAAGAUUUGAGCUGUAGAAGUUUGAAUUCGGAACUAAAACUACACAAUAUUGUACAUUUCGGCAGAUAAUUCUACUUUAUGGUUCAGUUUCUAUAUUAUCAUCUCUAUUUCGCACUUGAAAUUAUCAUGACAGGCCUAUCUGUAUUCAUUUUGAUUUCCCAAAGCUUUGAUAAAACACUAUUGAAAAUGAAGCCCAAAUGGAAGACUCUCCUGGUGCGAGAUUAUUUAUUUAUAACGUGUCAUGUGUAUUUUCUUGCUUUUAGCCCUGAUUAGCUUCUCUGUCUGACCUUUGACCUCCUGCUAUUGCAGCUAUGAUAAAAAUCUGAUUCCAGUGUUGACUUUUUUGUCUAAAUAAAUGGCAUGAGGCUCAAGCAACCUGUCCUAUUUUUUAUACAUGUUAAUGCAGACGCAGACUGUCCCACUUGCUAAAACUGUGGUUAUUAUUAUUAUUAUUAUAUUAUUAUUAUUAUGACUAUUAUUAUUAUUAUUAUUGUAAAUAGCAGCGCAUCUAAGAACACUGAUGAGUUUGACGAGUUUUUAAAGUAAACCCUGAUACCUUUGGCUGCUUGACGCAAAAUACCUCAGGUUCUCUUGAAAGGCUUUUCCUUCCCCUGUAAAUGUUUUGUGAAAAUGAGACAAAAUACAGACAUGACAAAUACAACCACUUCUCUGCUU